CUCUAAAAAAAAAGAUACAUCACAAAGCCGAUUUGCCCCCAUAGUAGAAAAAACAAAAAGGAAAAGAAAAGCCGAUCUUCCCAUUGGGAAAUCGAAAUAACAUCUGGACUGGAGCGGCCGCUCCCUGCCUUUGCACCUCCAGUCCAGCGAAACGGCGGCCGGCGACCGAGGCGCGGCUUCCUUUCCUGGCGCACGGCCAUCCCCCCAUCCGCUCUCCACUCCGGGAACGGAACAGCCUUUUUUAGUGGCAGGAAACAAUCUGAAUCAAGGCAAGGAUUUUUGUGGUGAUGUCCUUCCUGAGACUGUUACCUCAAAGGUUGCCCCAGUUUGCUAGGCAGGUGGAGCGAGAUGUUGAGACUGUAAUCAAUGUUCUGCAGCCAGGUCCAAUAGGAAUUGUGGAGCACAAAUUCACCGAUGCAGAGAUCCGCGAGGCGCAAGGCACAGUAAGGAGCGCAGUCCAGAAUUGGCGAAGGAACUGGAAUUUGGAGAGAAAUCUUGCCACUGGUUCUAUUGGUAAAUCGAAGUAACUCUCUGCAUCAUGACUUGGUGCAGCACCAACACUGAAAAUGAAAGUGUGUCGUAGUUGCAACUGUUGGCCUUGGUGUAGUUGGUAUGUUUUCUCUGUCAGUGGACCCAUGCAAUUGAUGGUGAAAUCCUUCCAUGAUCUAUUAUCAGUGAAAGUACACGCUGUUUGAGUU
This is a messenger RNA of Triticum aestivum (bread wheat), 698 nucleotides long. RefSeq lists its product as uncharacterized. NCBI's taxonomy places the organism in Eukaryota, Viridiplantae, Streptophyta, Magnoliopsida, Poales, Poaceae. The transcript has 3 exons. The record is from RefSeq and is a predicted model, not a curated record. The coding region runs from base 288 to 527 and encodes 79 amino acids.